Messenger RNA from Oikopleura dioica, 1185 nucleotides. The record is from the annotation of a GenBank genome assembly. NCBI's taxonomy places the organism in Eukaryota, Metazoa, Chordata, Appendicularia, Copelata, Oikopleuridae.
AUGGCGAACUCGGGAGGAAGUGCGCAAGACUACAUUCACAAUUUCAAUUUGCAUGUGAUUCUCAAAGAAGCUAUCAGAGAAUUGUGUUACACACGCCCAGAGCGACCAUAUGCUUUCCUGAGCAACUACUUCGCAAAACUAGCAUCAGAAGAGCACCACAAUUCUCGCGUUCCUCCAGCAUACGAACCUGUUCACACUUCGCUAUCAAACUCAAAGUCCCUCCACGAAAUCCAAGACGAGUACAAAGCCGAUCCCGAGCCAGAAGUUACUGUAACGAGGGAGAGUCGCCCUUCUAUCACACGAAGAGGCGCAAUUUCCGCUGAAGUAAUUUCCCCCGCCGAUGUAAAGAACUUUACGCGAACGGUGAUUCCGAAAGACUACAAAACUAUGCAAGCGCUGGAACGAGCAUUUGAGAACAACGUUUUAUUGCGAUCUUGCGACGAGGAGCAACGAGGGCAUAUUUUCGAUGCAAUGUCUGAGCAAACGUUUACGAAAGGAACAGUCAUCAUUAGACAAGGCGAUUCAGGAAACUUCUUCUAUGUCAUCGACCAGGGAGAAGUAGAAGUCCUGGUUAACGACAAACAAGUUGCUCUCAUUUCUGAAUGGGGAACCUUCGGAGAGCUGGCUCUUAUCCACGGUCGUCCUCGGCAAGCUACUGUAGUGGCGAAAACUGAUGUUGUGAAACUGUGGGCUAUUGAUAGAGAAACGUACAGGAAAAUAUUGAUGAGUUUGCAACAACAAAAGAGGGAGAAAUACGAUGACUUCCUUUCUAAGGUGCGCAUUCUCGACAAUCUGCAAGACUGGGAACGACUGACUGUAGCAGACGCUUUGGAGGCGGUCUCGUUCGAGGCUGGAAUGGCAAUAGGGCCGGGUCGCGAAACUGCGGCUCAUUUAUUGCGAGAGGGCGAACUUGGUAAUGAAUUCUUCAUCGUCAUCGACGGGACGGCGGACGUGACCCAAAACUGCGCCGGCAGCAUCAAAAAAGUUGGCCAACUCGGGCCUAGCGAUUACUUUGGCGAGCUGGCGUUGAUUUUGGACAGGCCUCGCGCCGCAACAGUAACGGCGAAGACGUACAUGAGGUGCGUCAAAUUAGACCGCUCCAGAUUUGAGCGCGUAAUGGGACCAGUUAUGGAUAUACUCAAAAGGACAGAAUAUUAUAAGGAAUAUAUCAAGUACAGCGUUUGA